This is a messenger RNA of Asterias rubens (European starfish), 1195 nucleotides long. Its product is annotated as isoamyl acetate-hydrolyzing esterase 1 homolog. The record is from RefSeq and is a predicted model, not a curated record. The coding region runs from base 174 to 869 and encodes 231 amino acids. Gene Ontology annotation, molecular function: hydrolase activity, acting on ester bonds. The transcript is spliced from 6 exons. Lineage: Eukaryota; Metazoa; Echinodermata; Asteroidea; Forcipulatida; Asteriidae.
GUUCACAUGGUCUAUAAGUUAUAGUUCAUCGGGUCUUUCUUUCUGCCUUGCCUUCUCACCCGAAACCAUGCAUUACGUGGCUACAUGACAGAGGGCGAUGUGACAGCGCCCUCUGCCACUUAAGUCGAGAAAGUAAACAAACACCUGUACCGAUCAACAACAAGUGGAUAAAAAUGGCCUUGCCCAAAGUUGUUUUGUUUGGUGAUUCAAUUACACAGUUCUCCUUUGAAGAAGGUGGAUGGGGAGCUGCACUGGCCAAUACUCUGCAAAGAAAAUGUGACGUAGUUAUGCGAGGGUUCUCGGGCUACAACACCAGAUGGGCCAAAUUAAUCUUGGAGAGAUGUGUGCCGAAGGAGAUGUUGUCGGAGGUUGUCAUGGCGACGGUAUUCCUUGGAGCCAACGAUGCCGGGUUAAAGGAAUCAAGCGUUCAGUUUGUGCCGUUGGAAGACUACAGCGAAAACUUAAAGGCUAUAGUGAAAUACUUCCAAGAAGGAGGUCUGAAGCCAUCUCAGAUUAUACUGAUCACACCCCCACCAACUGAUGAUGUGGCCUGGGACUUUGCUUGUAGGGAAAAAUAUGGAAGUCCGGGUAACCGUCUAAAUGCCAACACGGGUAAAUACGCUGAAGUAUGUAGCUCAGUAGCACAAGAAGCCAAAACAGGUCUCCUAGAUCUCUGGAAACUUAUGCAAGAAGAUAAAAGCUGGAAACGAUUCCUAUCAGACGGACUUCACUUCUCAGUGGAGGGCUCCAAGUUUGUUUCUAAACAUCUCAAUCAAAUGGUCCUUGCAGGGACGGAACAUUUACCAAUGAUAUUGCCAGAUUGGAAAGACGUUGAUGUUUCUUGCCCAGAGAAAAGCCUCUACAAAUGAGGAGAACUCGGGCGCACAGAGGACAGGAGGACCAACCUAAAAUUGGAUGCCAACAAUCUAAUUAUUUAGUGCCUGCAGAAACAAAUUUCUUCCACGAGUAACAGAUUUGUACAACUCGACUUUAAACAUUCCAGACAGUUUGACUAGGCCAAUUUUUUUGGCUCUACUUGUUAUAGAAUUCUCUAAUUAUUUCUGUGAUUGCUACUAAGUAUUGUGAAGUAUAUAGGGACAGGGGCAUAAACCAAACCUCCUUAUUAAAGCCAUUAUACAAUUUCGGAACAGAAAAAAAAAAAAACAAGUUCCCAGAUUUACAAAUAACUUACAAG